Molecule: messenger RNA, 1042 nt
Organism: Adelges cooleyi (spruce gall adelgid)
Lineage: Eukaryota; Metazoa; Arthropoda; Insecta; Hemiptera; Adelgidae
Product: V-type proton ATPase 16 kDa proteolipid subunit c
Exons: 3
Coding region: 276-746 (156 amino acids)
Biological process (GO): proton transmembrane transport
Cellular component (GO): proton-transporting V-type ATPase, V0 domain
Molecular function (GO): proton-transporting ATPase activity, rotational mechanism
Source: RefSeq, a predicted model, not a curated record
CAUUUUACGUUUGUCACGGUUUUUUGUCUACUGAUCGCUACUCGCCUGCCCGCAGCCUGUGUUAGUGACUGGUUCCGUAACGCCGUGUACGUAACACUCAUUACAUUAGUUACUUUAAUACGUACCCGCUAACAGUUGGCCGGUAGUUUUCCUAAACAAUUCAUUAAAUUUUAUGAAGUUAAGCUAGUCGCGUUAUUAUAACGACCACGUCUACAAGAAUCGUUCGUUGUUUGUAAUAUUUUUUAUUUGAAAUUAAUUUAAGAUAGAAACACAUUAUGGCCACUGCUGAGAAUCCAAUUUACGGGCCGUUCUUCGGCGUCAUGGGCGCGGCAUCUGCCAUAAUAUUCAGUGCUCUUGGUGCUGCUUACGGCACUGCAAAAUCAGGAACCGGUAUUGCUGCCAUGUCUGUUAUGAGGCCAGAACUUAUUAUGAAAUCUAUUAUCCCAGUUGUCAUGGCUGGUAUUAUUGCUAUUUACGGUCUCGUCGUUGCUGUUCUGAUAGCAGGUGCUCUAGAAGAACCCUCCAAAUACUCACUCUUCAAGGGAUUCAUUCAUCUUGGUGCCGGUCUCUCAGUAGGCUUCAGUGGAUUAGCUGCUGGAUUUGCAAUUGGAAUUGUGGGCGAUGCUGGUGUAAGAGGUACAGCUCAACAACCCAGAUUAUUCGUAGGAAUGAUCUUGAUCCUUAUUUUUGCGGAAGUGUUGGGCUUGUAUGGACUGAUUGUUGCAAUUUACCUUUACACUAAAUAAGAAAUUUGCCCCAAAUUAAUAAAAAAAAACAAAUUUUUUGUUCAACAAACAAACCGUGAACACCGAAACGACAUCAGUCAACAAUACAAACAAAUUAUACCAUAUACUAUCAUACUAUUAACAUUUUAGUUAAAAAGGAAAUCAAAUAUUUCGCCACACACUUCAUUGUAGUAAUUCUUCCUUCCCUGCUUUCAUAAACAACUUCUGUUCACGUAGGAAAAUAUGAAACCUUAAUUUUAAACAUUUCUAUAUAUAUAUAUGAAUUAAAUAAAAGGAUGGCCAUUUCAUGUAUCAAA